GAUUUAUUACAAUUACUGGUCGAUAUAAAACUGUUCCUGUUAGCAUUGUUUCUAUAAUGAUGGGUUGUAUGAUGAUGGAUUUUUUUAUUCGCGAAGUCCGUCAAAUAAUAACAGGAGAAAUAAUAAUAAUCCGGUUUGGCUCUUGUGGUUCAAUAGGUACACCCACAAUAGGUAACAUUCUCGUACCAUAUGGCGCGUUCUCAGUGACUAGAAAUUAUGACUAUUUCAUACAUGGUAUUGAUACAAAUGAUGCGAUGCCAAUAGUCGAUUCCCCUUAUUACAUAUCUAAAGUUGUUUAUGCUGAUGAGGAAUUGAGCUAUUUGUUGCAAUCAGAAUUAUCUGCUGCCUUCUAUCCAUCCCUGAUAUAUACUUGCCUAAGUGCGUGCUCUGAUUCAUUCUAUUCAUCACAAGGUCGAGUCGAUCCCUAUUUCUUAGAUGACAAUCAAGAAUUGAUACCAACAAUUUUUGAAAAAUAUGAUGAUGCACAUAUUGUAGACAUGCAAUCUUUUAUGCUAUUCCAUUUGGCAAAUACUUGUCGUUACGCAUCUCAUUUAAGAGAUCAAGAAAAGUCACGGAAUAUUCGUAAUAGUAUAAUAAAUACUCAACAAUUUAAAAGUGAUGAAAGUACCAAUAUGUUAUAUAAUGCCAUAUUGAAUAAUAAUUCUCAAUUAUCUUUUAACAAAUAUAUUACAUCUCGAAGUAAUAAUACACAUAUCAACAAAAGAACACCUAAUCAUCCUUAUAAAAUUUCAUCUAAUUCUUCUUCAACACAUUCACUUCCCCUUAAAUCAUCAAAAACCGCACUUUAUUAUCAAAAUAAAAAUUCUUCGGUAAAUAAUUUUAUAAAACCAAAUACUCAUAUAUUUGGUAAUGAAGAAAAUGAAAUCAAGAAUGCAAUGAUAGUAUUCUGUGAUAGGUCUACUGAUAAUUUUAUAUCACCCGACCUUAUUAAUUACCUAGAACCAAUAUGUGGAGAAGCUAUAUUUAAUACGUUAAUUAAAGUUGAAGUGGAAAAUGAGAUGGAUGGGGAAGAAUGCGUUUGGAACGUUUCUAAUGAAAAGGAUAGAUUUGGAUUUGGAAGAAUCAAAAAUAGUGAAAAAAAUGGGAAAAAAAAUGGAAGAUUUAGUAAUUUAAGUAAUUUUAGUGGAGGAAGAUUUAGUCAUUUAUCCAAUAGUUCUAGAAAAAGUGUUGAGAUAAAAUAUAAUGAAAUUAGGAGUAGUAAAGAGAAUUUGUAUAUUGAUGUUAAAAAUGGAUGUCGAAGUCAGAAUUUUUUUAAUAAUGGUUUUGUAAAUGGUAAUGAAAAGGUUGAUGAGAAAGGAAGGG
This is a messenger RNA of Scutellospora calospora, 1323 nucleotides long. Lineage: Eukaryota; Fungi; Glomeromycota; Glomeromycetes; Diversisporales; Gigasporaceae. The record is from the annotation of a GenBank genome assembly.